GGCAAUGGCGGCGUUUUCGUUUGUGUGACGAACGUGAUUUUAUUUGUGCUAUUUAUCACAUUUUCUUCAACUCAGUAAUUGACAACAUAUUUUUAAUAUACUAAUUUUUAAAAUGGCUUCAGCACUUGAGAGUUACAUAAACAAAACAGUUUCUGUGGUUACAGCAGAUGGUCGUAUCAUAGUGGGGACGCUCAAGGGCUUUGACCAGACAAUCAACCUGAUUUUGGAUGAGAGUCAUGAACGUGUGUUCAGUCUGACUCAGGGCAUGGAGCAAGUUGUACUGGGACUGUACAUUGUCAGGGGAGAUAAUGUGGCAAUUAUUGGUGAAAUCGACGAUGAUACAGAUUCUUCCAUGGAUUUUAAUAACAUCAAAGCAGAACCACUGAACUCAGUAGUUCACUGAGACACCACUCACAGACUUACAUCUUUGGUUGAAAGGCAAAAAACUUGGUGCAGCUGGUUCUUUUGGAAGGGAUUGGGUUAAAUUUGCAUAUAUACAAUGUUUUCUAUGUCCUUAUUAUUAGGGUUUUUUAUACGCCCAUCUAUGGGUCGUAUUAUGGUAUGGUAUUGUACGUCCGUCCAUCCAUCUGUUCGUAUGUCCGUUCAUAAUUCCACCUGUUAACUUUUUCUUGUCCGGACCAUAUUUUGCAUACAGGACCAUCAAACAUCACGUGUAGGAACAACUUGGGAUGGCGUUUGUCGCAUGCUGUUGCUAGGUCACUGUGACCUACUUUUCAUGGU
This is a messenger RNA of Gigantopelta aegis, 741 nucleotides long. RefSeq names its product U6 snRNA-associated Sm-like protein LSm8. Gene Ontology annotation, cellular component: precatalytic spliceosome; U4/U6 x U5 tri-snRNP complex; U6 snRNP. The coding region runs from base 113 to 403 and encodes 96 amino acids. The record is from RefSeq and is a predicted model, not a curated record. Gene Ontology annotation, biological process: mRNA splicing, via spliceosome. The transcript has 4 exons. Gene Ontology annotation, molecular function: RNA binding. Lineage: Eukaryota; Metazoa; Mollusca; Gastropoda; Neomphalida; Peltospiridae.